AUGGCCGCCCAAAUGUCAAACGGGACCGGCCCGUCACCGAAGCGCCUCCCGCUAGCCGAACUGCCAAAGACAUGGCACUACACAUCCUCUCUCCCCGCCGAUUCCCUCUUCCCCACGCCGGCCGAUUCUCACAAGACGCCCCGCGACCAAAUCGGUCCGCGCCAGGUCCGCGAAGCAGCCUUCACGUGGGUGCGCCCAGCUCAAGCUGAAAACCCGGAACUCCUUGCCGUCAGCCCCGCCGCGCUGCGCGAUAUUGGUAUCAAAGAAGGCGAUGAGGAGACAGAAGAGUUCAAGCAGACUGUUGCUGGAAACAGGUUACAUGGGUGGGACGAGGAGAAGCUGGAGGGCGGGUACCCUUGGGCGCAGUGCUACGGUGGAUUCCAGUUUGGACAAUGGGCCGGUCAGCUCGGUGACGGGCGAGCUAUCUCUCUGUUCGAGAUUAUGAAUCCCGAGACCAAGGUGCGGUACGAGUUGCAGCUGAAGGGCGCGGGUAUCACACCCUACUCGCGCUUCGCAGACGGCAAGGCCGUUCUGCGAUCCAGCAUCCGCGAGUUCGUCGUCUCGGAAGCACUUAACGCCCUCGGUAUCCCUACCACGCGCGCCCUUUCCCUUACACUCCUCCCAAAUUCCAGGGUCCGCCGCGAGACACUCGAGCCGGGCGCCAUUGUCCUGCGCUUCGCGCAAUCCUGGAUCCGCCUCGGCAACUUCGACCUCCCCCGCGCAAGAGGCGACCGCGCGCUUCUCCGCACGCUGGCAACUUACGUCGCCGAGGACGUCCUCGGCGGCUGGGAAGCUCUUCCGGCACGCCUGGAGAAUCCGGAUGAGCCGGCCAAGUCAGCGGAACCCAAGCGGGGCGUUCCGGCGACUGAGAUUCAAGGGCCGGAUGACUCGGCCGAGAACCGCUUCACCCGGCUCUUCCGCGAGGUUGCGCGGCGCAAUGCGCUGACGGUGGCCAAGUGGCAGGCCUACGGCUUCAUGAACGGCGUACUGAACACGGAUAACACCUCUAUCAUGGGUUUGAGCAUCGACUUUGGUCCAUUCGCAUUCAUGGACAACUUUGACCCGGCGUACACACCGAACCAUGAUGAUUACAUGUUGAGAUACGCCUACCGCAACCAGCCGACCAUUAUCUGGUGGAACCUGGUGCGCUUUGGCGAGGCGCUGGGUGAGCUCAUCGGCGCGGGAGCUGGUGUGGAUGAGGAUGUCUUCGUCAACCAGGGCGUCGAGGAGAGCCAGGCCGAGGUUCUCGUUGGACGCGCGGAGAAGUUGAUCAUGCAGGUCGGCGAGGAGUACAAGGCGCUUUUCCUAGCGGAGUACAAGCGCCUCAUGACUCUGCGUCUGGGCCUGAAGAACUUCAAGGACAGCGACUUUGACGAGCUGUUCAGCGGGAUCCUCGAUACGAUGGAGACGCACGAGCUGGACUUCAACCACUUCUUCCGCCGCCUCAGCUCCGUCAAGCUUUCCGAGAUCGCGGACGAAGAGGGGCGUCGCGAGGUCGCCGGCCGCUUCUUCCAUGCUGAGGGCGUGACUGACAAGGGACGCUCUGAUGUCGGGGAGUGGCUCGGCAAGUGGCGCGCCCGCAUCGUUGAGGACUGGGGCGAGGAUAAGGACGAGGAGAGAGUGAAGGCCAUGAAGGCCGUCAACCCCAACUUCGUUCCCCGCGGCUGGGUUCUCGAUGAGAUUAUCAAGAGGGUUGAGAAGGAUGACGAGAGGGAUGUGUUGAGGAGGGUUAUGCAUAUGGCUCUGAAUCCGUUCGCGGAUAGCUGGGAUAGCCAGGAGUUCGAGGGUAAGGCGUACAAGGGUGAUAAGCAAGAGGAGGAGAGGUGGAUUGGGGAUGUGCCCAAGCUGAAGCGGGCUAUCCAGUGCAGUUGCAGUUCUUAG
Molecule: messenger RNA, 1881 nt
Organism: Colletotrichum karsti
Lineage: Eukaryota; Fungi; Ascomycota; Sordariomycetes; Glomerellales; Glomerellaceae
Exons: 1
Coding region: 1-1881 (626 amino acids)
Source: RefSeq, a predicted model, not a curated record